This is a messenger RNA of Bactrocera dorsalis (oriental fruit fly), 1445 nucleotides long. RefSeq names its product pancreatic triacylglycerol lipase. Gene Ontology annotation, molecular function: lipase activity. Bases 124 to 1296 code for a protein of 390 amino acids. The transcript has 4 exons. The record is from RefSeq and is a predicted model, not a curated record. NCBI's taxonomy places the organism in Eukaryota, Metazoa, Arthropoda, Insecta, Diptera, Tephritidae. Gene Ontology annotation, biological process: lipid metabolic process.
GUAUCAAAAAUAGUUUAAAAAAGUUAAUUUAAAAAAUGCAACCGAAAUUACCUGUUUAAAAAUAUAUAAAGGGGCCUAUGCGCCAAGCGCAAGUCAGUUAAAGGCCACUUUAGGUGGUUCUAUAUGUUUUUCAUUAGUUUUAAAAAUAUGACUCGUUUUCUAAUAAGCUUCAUAUACUUAACAAUUUUUGUUAGAGCUUUCGCUGAAGUGGAGCUUAAGGAUGAGGACUACAAUAAAACCUGGAUGUAUAUGCCCAAUGGCGAGGGAGAAAUGGAAGUGGCAUAUCUAGUUGAACCACCAGUCGAAAAAGAUCGCAGCGAAGUUUCUGAUUUCAUACAGCUUGAGUAUUAUGGCAGUACAAACCCCAAUAAACCCGUGACGACUGUAUUUUCGCUGAGUGAAAGUCCAAUUAGUACACGCCAAAGUCAAGAACGACGCAAACGAGAGACAUGGGAGGAGCUAGCUGACAGAUUCAAAGCCGAUAUGAAUACGAAGAUUUUGGUGCAUGGCUGGAAAUCUAGUUCACGCAGUAACUCCAUACAAGCAAUACGCAAUGCGUACGCCGAUCGCGGCAAUGUGAAUGUAUUCGCCAUAAAUUGGAGCGAUCAGGCGGACAACAUUUAUUACCUUGAGCCUGCACGUUAUACUGUGCAAGUGGGCAAAGCAGUUGCGAAAUUAAUUGAUUUGCUGGUGGAGGAUAAAGGUGCCGAAUCCAAGGAUAUCCAUUUGAUAGGGCAUAGCUUGGGUGCGCAUAUUAUGGGCUAUGCGGGGUCGUACACUAGGCACAGAGUCGGUCGCAUUACAGGCAAGUUAUGCCGGAUUUCAAACUAUGCUUGUAUUUAUGUAGUAAAUACAUAUUGUAUUUAUUUAUUAGGUUUGGAUCCUGCGCGCCCCGCUUUUGAGGGGAAUACUGGACCAGAGAAUCAUCUGGAUGCCACCGAUGCUGACUUUGUGGAUGUCAUACACACCUGUGCGGGUAUUUUGGGUUUCAAGCAGCCAAUCGGUGCGGUUGAUUUUUAUCCAAAUGGCGGUGGCGCUUUUCAACCGGGCUGCAAGGAGCCGAUGCAGAUAUUAACUGGCUGCAGUCACGGUCGCUCUUGUGAAUAUUUCGCAGAGUCCAUUAAUAGUAAAAAGGGUUUCCUAGCUACCGCCUGCAAUUCCAUAGUGGAUGCUAAUGCUAUGAACUGUACUGGUCAACGAAUUCUAAUGGGUGACCCUGUAUUAGGAAAUGCGCGUGGUAUAUAUUCAGUAAAAACGGCCGAUAAGCCUAAUUUUGCGCUUGGCAUGGAAGGUUGAAGGUAAACAAAAAAAUAAAAAUUAAAAAAAUAUAUAUUCAUAUAGUUUUUUAAGGUCAUGCAUGCAGUAUAUAAAACUGAAAAAAUUAAAACAAAAAAAAAGAUAUAUAUAUGUAUAUAGAUAUAUAAAUAAAUAAUGGAAACUAAUUA